AGAGAGAGAGAGAGAGAGAGAGAGAGAGAGAGAGAGAGAGAGAGAGAGAGAGAGAGAGACAGAAAGAGCGCAAUUCAAUACAGACCAAGUGUGGGACAAAAUUGAGAGCUUAAAGUAUAUCAACAAAAAGCAGCAGCAGAUAUUGAAGAGGAUAUACAAGGAAGAGGAGAGGAGGAAGAGGAGCUUUACUGGCCUGGACCUCUAAAAUGUUUGCCGAAAAUCUCCUCAUUCCAUCACUUCUCUCAGAGCCAGAGGAGUUAAAAUAGACAGGAGACUCCAGAGGACCUGAGGUGGAAUCCCAAAAUCCCAAAAGAGGGACACAAACACACUACUCUGAGAGACAGACUCCAUAGACCUUCCCAUCGCGGCAAGGAAAGGUCGGAAUCAUUACAGCAACUAAAGGAUUUCAAAGGAAAACAAUUUAUCUUUGGUCUUCAAACUUUCAUAAACAAUGCUUUGGUCUUUAAACCCCCAAACAAGGCACUUAAGGAAGGAGGUGAGGAUAAAGAGAUUCUCCCCGUGUCAAUGAUUUUUCUAGUCUCUUUCUAUCCUCCCUUGCCUUGGCAUAUGCUUCUAUAUCAGCAACAUCUUCACCAUCAAGAGUUCCCCAGCACUAGAUCAGGGUCAAAUAAACAUAGGAACAAUCCCCUCCUGGUAACAGCAACACCCUUGGCUGACUAGUUCAGUCAUCUAUCCUUGUUCGCUAUUUUGGUUCGCUUCUUCAAUAGAUUACCCUCAAAAGGAGUUGCUAAGACACUGUCAGUGAACCAUGAAGGAAGACAUCUUAGAUUUUUUCAGUGACUUAUGGAAGGUGGCCACCACCAAGCAUCACCAGGGGAUCUACAACACAGUCUGCCUGGUGGUGCUGCUAGCCCUGCCUAUGGUGGUGCUCUUCACUUCUCUGGUGGUGUGCUGCCACUGCUGCUGCUGUCGCCGGGCCAACUCCACUGGUUGCUGUGGAAACAGCCCCAGCUCAAACACAGCAAAAUCAGACAAAAAGAAGAAGAAGAGUCCCAAAAAUGAGGAUUUGUGGAUCUCGGUCAAAACAGGACAUAUGACACCAGACAGGGAAGCCCUGACAAUGGUGUAGUUGUAGUGAUUGAUGUUCAGAUAAGGUUUCAUUCUUUUGUAUUUAUAUGAAGCUCUUUUUUACUGCAAGGUACAGGUACAUAAUGCCAGGCAGGGCCGGCCCUAGCCUUUUGGAGGCCCUAAGCGAUAUUUGUUUUGAAGUUUUGAAGUUCAUUUCCUACAAUUCUACACAUUUUGCCAUAGGGUGUACAGAAAAUGUUGCAGUUUUAAAGCACCUUUUUUGCAGUU
This is a messenger RNA of Coregonus clupeaformis (lake whitefish), 1317 nucleotides long. RefSeq lists its product as uncharacterized. The transcript is spliced from 2 exons. The record is from RefSeq and is a predicted model, not a curated record. Lineage: Eukaryota; Metazoa; Chordata; Actinopteri; Salmoniformes; Salmonidae. The coding region runs from base 770 to 1090 and encodes 106 amino acids.